GCGAAGGAUUAGCGAGAGCGAGAGAGAUCGGGCGCUAUUGAAUCGGACGCUGAUAUCUUUAUAUUAUAAUUACAGAAUAACGCACAAGUGUCGCAAUGGUGUCGCACUCGCUGGCUUUACCGAUGAUCUGUUUCACCACGCUGUGGGGUCUGGUCGGGGUUGUCGCCCCGUUUUUUGUACCGAAAGGACCAAACAGAGGUGUCAUCAUAACCAGUUUGGUGCUGACCGCAGUUUGCUGCUAUUUAUUCUGGUUAGUAGCAAUACUGGCCCAAACAAACCCUCUAUUUGGACCUCAGCUUAAAAACGAGACCAUAUGGUAUCUGCGGUACUUCUGGGAGUAGAUGGAGGUGUCCUCUGGAAGACUCUGAAUCCCAUUUCUUAAGGUCACUAUUAUAAUCAAUAAAACCCACAAAAUAGUUAAGGGAACAAUAUUCGUAGUUUAACGACUUCUUCAAUUACAAAAAGAACAAUUUAACUUUUGUUUAAACGUGAACAUGUUACUUUAUGUAACAUAAUGAAUAGAACAUUUGGAAAUGAUAUACAUGUACAAAGAAAUGUAAUCGUGAUAUUCUUGUGAUGUUUAAAGAAUUAUAAGGAAAUCAGUUUGUGUGCUUUGGAUUAGGGAUGGGCGAUACUCCGUAUUUUGUUUUCGAUACGAUACCGAUAUUUUUCAAGGCAGUA
Messenger RNA from Sinocyclocheilus grahami, 681 nucleotides. RefSeq names its product V-type proton ATPase subunit e 2-like. Gene Ontology annotation, molecular function: proton-transporting ATPase activity, rotational mechanism. The coding region runs from base 96 to 341 and encodes 81 amino acids. The record is from RefSeq and is a predicted model, not a curated record. NCBI's taxonomy places the organism in Eukaryota, Metazoa, Chordata, Actinopteri, Cypriniformes, Cyprinidae. Gene Ontology annotation, cellular component: proton-transporting V-type ATPase, V0 domain. Gene Ontology annotation, biological process: proton transmembrane transport. The transcript has 4 exons.